CACGUGGUCCCGGGUCCUGGACCAGGUCUGACGUCGAGACAGAGGUGUGAGGUCACGUGUCGGACUCUUGACGCAGCCGUUACGCAACAAGUUUUCUGAAGCUUCGACACUUCGGGAUUUGUAGGAUGACUCCGCGGUGAGUCGCUGCUCGUCAAUGGAAAAUCCCGCGGAGACGCAGAUCGCGGAUAAAAACCUCAAAGCUCCGCAAAUGGAAGUUAAAUCCGAUUUUGGCGCGUUUGGUUGCGGACAGACACCGAGAGCCAGAGACCGACAGCCGCCAUGACAGCCCGGGUCUCCCCGACAGCCACCGCUCUACUUCACUGCUUCCUGUUUGUAGUUUUGGUCCAAUCGGCUCCCAUCAGCCCGGCGUCCGACUCUCCCCCGGCGUUCAGGGAGGCGGCCGAGCGAGUGAAGAUGCUGGUGGAGAAGAUCCUGAGAGACCUCCCCGCCGCGCACGCCACUGUCAUCAAUACAGAAGGUUUGACCCUCGACCCCUCCACUCAGACCACAAACCUGCAGAUGAUGGUGACCUCACUGGGCAUCCCCAACAUCCCCGUCCUCAAACCUCUGUCGGAACGCUUCACACUGGACAUGUGUGUGAGUCGUAUGUCUGCCGGCGGUCGGUUGUACCAGGGGCUUCUGGGAGUUUUGUCUGAGCGGCUGAGCGGACUGACAGACCUGCAAGCCGACGUCAGAGACCUGCUGACACACAUCCGCAAGAUGAAGGAGGCCACUCAGAUCGGCGCCGAUAGUUCGGAUGAAAUCCAGAGUCUGGAUCUGGCCUCUCGUCUCCAUGGUAACUACGAGGUGCAGGUGGCGGUCCACGUGACGCUGACGCAGCUUCGCUCCUUCUGUCACGACCUGAUCCGCAGUCUGAGAGCUGUCGCCGCCUACAGGCUCCGCGCUGCAGGCACACUCUAGGCCCCGCCCACCAUUAACAACUUCGAGGACACAGGGGAAAAAACAGGACAAGUUGGACAGAGUUAAAGCCGAUAAAAAAAAUAGGUCAUGGCUUCAACACAGGUAGACUUCACCUGCAGUGGAUCAUGGGAGAAACAAAGUCCAACACAAAUGAGACAGAUAAUGAGGAAAUCUGAUUCUCUGAGUUUAAAGUUUGAACAGAGAAGAACGAGAGAACAAAUCUGCUGCCGUCCUGAACUUUUCCUACUUCUCAUGAUGUUGCUCUCACAUUUCAGAUUAUGUGAUUACACAACAGGAGUCGACAUGUUUUAUCUUGAAUCAGGAUUUUCUGGCGGCUCCAUGAAUUAGAAACAUCCCAGGAUGUUUUUUAUCGAGGCAGUCAACUGUGAACGUUUCCUCUGAACUUUGGAUGUUUCAGUUCUUUGUGUCGCAACUCGUCGACCUCGUCCAUCAGGAUCAAACCUCCGACUUCAGGAAUGUGACGGUUCAGAGACGCAGGUCUGAACCUGCUCGACCUGAAAUUCUACUGCUGCAUCAGCAGAUUAAUAGAUGAAUAUUUAUUGAUUAUAUUUAUGAAUAAUUCUGAUCAGACUUGAUCAGUGACCUGCAGGUUAUUUAUUAUUUUAUUUAUUACUGAUAUUUAUUCAAUAUUUAUGGUGAAUUAUUUAUUAGUUUGUGUGAAGUUUUAUGAAGAUUUGUCAACCUGUGACCAAUAACUGUUUAUAAAGAUGAUCAGCAGUGAUGAUGUCAGAGCCUGACCCACGACUGUUUGUCUUCUGCACUGUUUACAUUUCUAUUCACCUUCUGUACAUAAACAUAUUCUUGUUUUUAUAUUUUUCUCAGAGCAGAGAUGAUGUCAGAGCAGUGAUGAUGUCAGAACAGAGAUGAUGUCAGAGCAGUGAUGAUGUCAGAGCAGAGAUGAUGUCAGAGCAGAGAUGAU
Scophthalmus maximus (turbot) is the source of this 1861-nucleotide messenger RNA. RefSeq names its product granulocyte colony-stimulating factor. Gene Ontology annotation, biological process: immune response. Bases 280 to 921 code for a protein of 213 amino acids. Gene Ontology annotation, cellular component: extracellular region. The record is from RefSeq and is a predicted model, not a curated record. Gene Ontology annotation, molecular function: cytokine activity. The transcript has 5 exons. Lineage: Eukaryota; Metazoa; Chordata; Actinopteri; Pleuronectiformes; Scophthalmidae.